Penicillium waksmanii is the source of this 1632-nucleotide messenger RNA. RefSeq names its product Zn(II)2Cys6 transcription factor domain-containing protein. The coding region runs from base 1 to 1632 and encodes 543 amino acids. The transcript has a single exon. The record is from RefSeq and is a predicted model, not a curated record. Gene Ontology annotation, biological process: regulation of DNA-templated transcription. Gene Ontology annotation, molecular function: DNA-binding transcription factor activity, RNA polymerase II-specific; zinc ion binding. NCBI's taxonomy places the organism in Eukaryota, Fungi, Ascomycota, Eurotiomycetes, Eurotiales, Aspergillaceae.
AUGACUCUAGCAUCAAAAAAGAUCGAGAUGCAGAGCUGCGAGAAACAGAGGAGAUAUCGCGCUAGUCGACCAAAGGUGCGGUCGGGCUGUGUGGUAUGUAAGAGCAGACACAAAAAAUGCGACGAAGGACGUCCAUUCUGUUCGAUGUGCACUAGCACUGGUCGCCAAUGCGAAUAUCGUGAAACUCCUGACCGUCGAACUCGAGUCUCACGCAUUGUUCGUGUCUCUCAGGGUGAUUCCCACCAGAUGAGUCUCUUGCAAGUCAAAGGGUCUCCUGUUCCGUCUUCUCCGCUCGUCCCUGGAGGACUGGUGGACUUGACGUCUGAGGAACGGUGGUAUCUGACUUAUUUUCAAAAAGUCACAUCAUUGCAGUGCUCAUCUUACUUUUAUGACGAGUUUUGGGAAAGGUUAGUGCAUCAGGCCAGCGAGAUUCAACCUGCAGUCCGUCAUGCCGCCAUCGGCAUGGGAGCUCUCAACUGGCAAUUCACACAACUGCGCAUUGGUACGAAUUCAGGGCCUCUUGAUCGGAGAUUCUCUCUCCAGCAAUGCAAUAGGGCCAUCAACUAUCUCCAGAAGAACCUGGCCGAUGAUCAGAUGGGUCGCGCCAAAGUGGAGACUGCUUUGGUGACUUGUGUGGUUCUAGUGUGUGUGAUCCUUUUUCAGGAGGAACCCGAAACUGCUGGUCGACAUCUGCGAGCGGGCAAAAAUCUUUUAAAGCAGUAUUUACUCGAGAAUCCCUGUUCGACUUCAGUUAGUAGAGCUUUAAAACAAAGCUUUGCAGCGACUCAACUGGUUUAUACGACAUUCGCCAACAAAAGUCCAGACAAGGAAGAUCUAGAAUCCCCGUGGCUUGUCCCUCACGAACCACAAAAUAAUAGCGACAAUCUCCAGAAGUCAUAUGAUUUCUUAGUAACACUAUCCCGAAUGGUUGUGCAGAAGGACCCUCGCGGUUUUCGAGUGAUGUCAUCCGACCCGGAUCUCGAUUUGGAGCCAUUUGCAGUCAUGACUAAAUUGCGAGGAUGGAGCACCCAGCUCAGAGCGACUCUCACUGUUCAUAAAGAUCUGAUGGGCCAAAGAGAUGUAGACGCAUUGACCCUUCUCGAGCUAUGGGGUGAGGUUCUUUCCGUAUUAAUCGCAGUGAAUACGCGUGUCCAGCCACUGGAAAUGAAGUACGACAGCCUAUUGCUCCACUUCAAAAAGGUGGUCCAUUUAGCAGAGAUCUUAUUAGCACAUACUGGCCAUGGCUCCAAGCCAACUUUCCCAGUCAACACUGGGAUCGUCCCCGCUCUGUUCUUCUGUGUUUUCAAAUGUCGGGACUGGCUAGUCCGGCAACAAGCACUGGACCUAUUGCGCAAAUGGCAAUUUCAAGACGGGGUUUCUUCAAUCUCCCCGAUGGUCCUUGUGUUGCAACGCACCCUCGAGAUUGAGAUGCAGGGUCUCAUGCCCGAAGAUGUGAUCCCGGAAUCUUCGCGUAUAGAAUCCAUUAUUGUCGAGACGCCUCCCAAAAGGUCAGAGCUGAAGUUUUGGUAUCGGCUACCUCAAUAUACAGACGCGAACGGCCACAUUGACCAGUCAUGGCGCAGCGAGUGGCUUGCAUAUGCGCCCGGUCAACCAAAGACCACGCAUACUUGA